Molecule: messenger RNA, 351 nt
Organism: Mesorhabditis belari
Lineage: Eukaryota; Metazoa; Nematoda; Chromadorea; Rhabditida; Rhabditidae
Source: the annotation of a GenBank genome assembly
AUGGAAAGUGGCAAUAUGAAGAUCGCUAUUCAGUAUCAAAAAGAGAUCUUCUAUCUUCCCUUCAUGUACAUCUUUAAAUGUCUCUCCAGCCGUUCCGAUGCCGAAAUCACGGAGACUUUGACGAGAUGUCGACCGAAUGACCCCUCUGGUGAUCGAUCGAGGGAGCUCUUCGCUCUACAUUAUAUGAAAAGUGGUAAUAUGAAGAUCGCUAUUCAGGUGAUUCAAAUGUUGAUCGCCAACAAAAAAACUAUCCGAUUGUGCUCAUUCGGCAACGAUACAAAACAAAGGGGACUCUCUUCACAGAGUAAACGAUCAUUUUAUGAUCAUUUCUCGAAAUGCACAUCAUCUCAU